This is a messenger RNA of Colletotrichum navitas, 1638 nucleotides long. RefSeq names its product C2H2 type zinc finger-containing protein. The transcript is spliced from 3 exons. Bases 65 to 1156 code for a protein of 363 amino acids. Gene Ontology annotation, cellular component: chromosome. Gene Ontology annotation, molecular function: chromatin insulator sequence binding. The record is from RefSeq and is a predicted model, not a curated record. Gene Ontology annotation, biological process: regulation of transcription by RNA polymerase II. Lineage: Eukaryota; Fungi; Ascomycota; Sordariomycetes; Glomerellales; Glomerellaceae.
CGUCAGUUCUCGCCAUAACUAUCUGCGUUCUCUUCGGCCUAGAACAUAUACGUCUGCUGUCAGCAUGUCCACCAGCGAGCAUUCUAUGAAGUACGCCGGCCAGAUGAACGCCCUAAAGAAGCCUACCAAUCUCACCGAAGGCAAGAAGCUGGCCCCUCAUGAGGCAACUCGCUGCAACGUCUGUGGUGACAUGUUCGCCAGCUUUGACAAACUGAUGGCACACAAGCGAAUGGCGAUGAAAGUCGAGUAUACCCACAUCCACUGUCCUAUCUGCACGCUGGAUUUCAAAACAAGCGAUGCCAAGGACAAACACAUUCUCCAGCAGGAGCACCCGCAAGAGCAGAACUUAGUCUGCCCAGGCUGCAAGAAGACCUUCGUCCGGCUUGCUGCUUGGAUGAGUCAUUUAGAGCAUGAUGAAUGCAAUUCAAUCAGACGACAGGACAUCGACAGAAACCGCGCCCAGAAACUUACAUUCACCCAUGAGCUUGAGAAACGUAGCGGUUCCCAAUUCGGUGACUACUUCCCCGCGUCACACCCAAGUGUUGAGUCUGCCUUUGACAAGCCGUACAUGGCCCACCCGUCCUACUUCAAGCCAGAUGACUUUCCGGAUCUGAAGGAAGAAGAGGGUACAAAUGAUGUAGUCAAACGGAACACCGGCCUCGUAGCAAAUAAGACAGCGUCGUCGGAUGACAUCAACAACCCAUCUCACCCAAAGUUUGACCCUCGGAAGUACUAUAACGCUUUCACCGGCAAGUUCAAAUGCCCACAGUCAUCUUGCAGGAAGAGUUUCGACACAAGCGGUGCUCUCAUCAUCCAUAUGAAGGCAGCCACCUCCCACUACAACGCAAAGCUACAGUGCCCAGGAUGCCUCCGCUACUUCAGAGACGCGUCCUCUUUGACGGCGCACUCCGAGUCGGAGACUGAUCGUUGCUCCAUUCGACACUCCGAGAAUUACCGCAAUUACCUUGACCAGCUGACUGGAGGCAUGGCGGAUGUGAAUGACAAACAUCGGGACGGCACGGUCAAGUACGAGGUUAGCACGGAGGCUAUCAUCAAGUUCGGCACCCAGCAGGCUAAGAAGGCCACGGAGGACUAUAUUGAGAAAACGCAGGCUGAUCAACAAGAAUAUUGGGCUCGCAACCACCCUGUUUGGUGAGAAUCCAUAUUAGGGAGCGAUUAUUCUCAGGGCCAUGGACAUCGGAGGUCGCCCUAGGCAUGCAGAGAGGACAUCAAGCUAGCUUGACUAUAGCGAUAUCAACUCAAGGCUACAGGGAAUUAUUCAAGUCGUUGAAUGCGAAGGGACUCCUCAGCAUACUUCCAAGACGACCUGGUUCAAUUUGAUGCGACUAGUACGCUGGCCGAAUUGGUAAUAAACUCAAUUCCUUAGAGCCAUGCCUAUGGCGUGGUCGAUCUGCAGGAAUGGCUCGCUGCACGACCUUCUUAGGUCGCCCGAGGUCUCGUUCUCCAAAGGCGAUUGCGCACAAUGUGUGCUGCCGUUCUCUUGAUAAAAAAUCGCCGCAACGACUUCUUACUGGCAGACUUCGGGGAAAUGUGAACAGGAACUAUUUAGAAGUCCAAGACCUAGAGGUCGUGCGAGACUGUUCCCCGAUGUGGCGCGCAGCCUGAUGACAUUUUACG